AUGCACCUGAAACCCAUUUCCAAGGAAGCCAAAAAUAGGCUCACGCAAUUUAUGAUCGAACGAGAAUUCGAUAGGAAGAGUCGUCAUAAACGCCGCAAACACAAAAGAAGCAAGAAAAGGUACACUAGUAGCUCUUCGAAUUCCUCCUCGUCCGAUAGUUCUCGCAGUAGCUCCGGAAGUCGUAAGAGUUUUCGCGGUAGUAGGAAAAGAUCGCGUUCAAGUAAUUCGACGGUCAGUGGUCGUUCAACCCCCUCUUACGGAAGAGGGCGAAGUGUGAAAUCGGCGGAAAAAUCGGAACACAGAUCGAGCCUAGAAAAAUACAUCAUAGACGAUAUGAUAGGCGAGGCCCCAUCCACCGACCAAAACCAAAAAAUAGCUAAAGAUGGCGAUACCGAUUUAAAAAAAUACCCGUCAUCCGUUAACCAAAAUUCUGGAAAUCACGCGCGGGUGGAAAAUAAAAAUUUGCCGCUCCUCAACCAGUAUUUCGAUUCCGCCGAGGAUUCAACCUGA
Gordionus sp. m RMFG-2023 is the source of this 510-nucleotide messenger RNA. RefSeq names its product protein FAM133B-like. The record is from RefSeq and is a predicted model, not a curated record. The transcript has a single exon. Lineage: Eukaryota; Metazoa; Nematomorpha; Gordioida; Chordodea; Parachordodidae. Bases 1 to 510 code for a protein of 169 amino acids.